GGCCUGUGCGUAAGAAAAAAUGUAUGAACAGCAGGCUUUUUGAUUGGUUUAGAGUUUUCUGUGAGGUAGGAUAUAUGAGAAAAUUGAGGGAAGCUACCGAUUUUCAAAGUUUGAAUUCAAGCCAAAAGAAUCAAACAAGAAAACAGAUUAGAUUGUGAGAGAGAGAAAGAGGGGUGCUUUCUUUUUCUUUUUCUUUUCUUUAGGCCCUCUGUUGUCUCCUUCUUUGGUAUCAUCAAAUAGAGGUUUAUGAUCCUUUAAGACAAAAGGUUUAGACAUUUAAAAGAGCCUUCUUUGUUUUUGAUUUCUAGUUUUGAAGAAGGCUCUGAUUUGGGGGGUUUUUUUAAUUUUCUUCUUCUUUGUUUCUUGUUUUGCUUGUUGGUUUUGUGAAAAUGAUAAGGUGGUGGGUAUCUGCUCUGCAAUUAACAGAGCUAUUUGUUAGUGUUGCAGUUCAUCUGCUAUAUGGCUUGUACAUAUUUAGCUCAGCUGUAGCUGGUGAUUUCUCACAGACUAUGUACGGAUGGUUUUUCAAGCCUAAUAUGAACCUUGUAGUGAAAGAGGACGAACCCAGAGGGACAUCAAAAUCCACCACAAAUGGUGAUGACUUGCCUCCUAUUGUGUUGGUCCAUGGAAUCUUUGGAUUUGGCAAAGGGAGAUUGGGAGGUUUAUCAUAUUUCGCAGGGGCUGAGAAGAAAGAUGAGAAGGUUCUGGUGCCUGAUUUAGGGUCCUUAACCAGCAUAUAUGAUAGGGCUCGCGAGUUGUUCUAUUAUUUGAAAGGCGGACAAGUUGAUUAUGGUGAAGAACACAGCAAAGCUUGUGGGCAUUCUCAAUUUGGACGAAUUUAUGAACAAGGGCACUAUUCCGAAUGGGAUGAGGAUCACCCAAUCCACUUUGUUGGGCAUUCCGCUGGAGCACAAGUUGUUCGAGUUCUGCAGCAAAUGCUUGCAGACAAGGCUUUCAAGGGGUAUGAGAACACUUCUGAGAACUGGGUAUUAAGCCUCACAUCCUUAUCUGGAGCCUUCAAUGGGACUACAAGAACAUACUUAGAUGGGAUGCAGCCAGAAGAUGGCAGAACAAUGAAACCGAUAUGUCUCCUUCAAAUCUUGCGCUUAGGAGUGAUAAUUUAUGACUGGCUUGACAUAGGCAUGCUCAAGGAUUAUUACAAUUUUGGAUUUGAUCACUUUAACAUGACAUGGAAGAAAAUGGGAAUUUUGGGUCUUUUUCAUUGCCUUUUGGGAAAUACUGGUCCAUUUGCAUCAGGAGAUUGGAUACUUCCUGAUCUUACGAUUCAAGGGUCUAUGCAACUCAAUUGUCAUCUUCAAACAUUUCCCAAUACAUACUAUUUCAACUAUGCUACAAAGCGCACUACAAAAAUAAUGGGUUUCACAGUUCCUUCAAGCAUCUUUGGAAUCCAUCCAUUGCUUUUCAUAAGAGUGUUGCAGAUGAGCCAAUGGAGUUUUCCUCCAGAUGUCUCUCCCCCUUACAAAGGAUACAGGGAUGAGGAUUGGCAUGAGAAUGAUGGAGCUCUUAACACCAUAUCCACAACCCACCCUCGUAUUCCAAUUGAGCAUCCAAGCUGUCACAUUACAAAUGAUUCUGAGUGUCUACCCCUGCAAUCAGGAAUCUGGUACUACAAGAUUGUGGAAGCAGAUCAUAUCUUCUUCAUUGUUAACAGGGAAAGAGCAGGAGUUCAAUUUGAUCUCAUAUAUGAUAGCAUUUUUGAACGUUGCAGAAAACAUGUAUUUAGGAAGACUCCACAAAAUCUACCGAAUGAAGCACACCCCAACCAAUAGUUAAAAGUCUGCUACUCUCACCAGUCACCUUACAACAAUAAGAGAUACGAAAACAUUUAAAAAGGGAAAAGGGAAAAAGAAAAGAAAAGAAAAGAAGAGAAGUAUGACAUUGCUUAGGCACUCCAUUCUUUAAAAUCAUCAAAAUUUGCAUUGGUAAUAGUCUCUCAAUCCUUUCUGUUUCUUUGUAAAUGCAAAUUUUUCAUCAAGGGAUUACUAUUUGGGCAAUGUUAACCCAGUCUAGUUCUUGAAAAUUCCCUUAGCUCUGUUCUUCUGCAAUCUUGUUUUGCUCUUUCUGCCUUUUGCUUUUCUUUUCUUUUCUUUUCUUUUCUUUUUCCAGACUUGCUAGAGAUGUCAACAGAUUAGAUUCUAUGUUAGAUUUUCUUAGGCCUGCUAGUGUUGGUUGGUUCAUGUGGUUCCUUUCUUUUUUUGGAAUACAAUUAGUUAAUGUAAUCUUCUUCUUCUCUAUUUACAACCUUUAACUAUAUAAUUCUUGAAAUAGUAA
Manihot esculenta (cassava) is the source of this 2292-nucleotide messenger RNA. Its product is annotated as lipase. The record is from RefSeq and is a predicted model, not a curated record. The coding region runs from base 390 to 1790 and encodes 466 amino acids. Lineage: Eukaryota; Viridiplantae; Streptophyta; Magnoliopsida; Malpighiales; Euphorbiaceae. The transcript has 8 exons.